Messenger RNA from Pomacea canaliculata, 1599 nucleotides. Its product is annotated as FMRFamide receptor-like. Gene Ontology annotation, molecular function: G protein-coupled receptor activity. The transcript has a single exon. NCBI's taxonomy places the organism in Eukaryota, Metazoa, Mollusca, Gastropoda, Architaenioglossa, Ampullariidae. The coding region runs from base 82 to 1251 and encodes 389 amino acids. Gene Ontology annotation, biological process: G protein-coupled receptor signaling pathway. Gene Ontology annotation, cellular component: membrane. The record is from RefSeq and is a predicted model, not a curated record.
ACUAAAUCCAAGAAUCAAGAACAGCCAAACACAUUUUGAAAAAGACAUAUUCUUCUUACUCUUUACCUGAACGUCUUCGCCAUGAAUUCCUACUCCGUUGAAGACAGUUCCAUCAUCUCUAUCGUCGAAAACAUCUCAAAGUUUGAUUCCCCUUCUUUCGCCAACAGUGGCUCUGGGUCACUAGGACCUUGUGAAGUCGGGUCUCCUGGCGGCCACUCCUACAAAGAUUUUUAUCUCAUGGCACAGUAUGUAACGGGGUUGUUCAUCUACCCUAUCCUGUGCAUACUGGGCAUCACCGGCAAUGUCCUCGCCCUGAUCGUGCUAGGUCACCGUGACAUGCUGACCUCCACCAACGUGUACUUGUCGGCCCUGGCCUUGGCGGACACCAUCAAACUUGUCAACGACGCCAUGUAUUUCCUCCUCCUGCUCGUUCUGCAAAGUAGUCCGCAGACUGGACAGGUCAUGAUCAGCUCCGUGUAUCCCUACGCGCACUACAUUUUUAACAUGUCAGUGUGCGUGACGGCCUGGCUGACCAUCUCCGUGGCGGCGGAGAGAUACAUCUGCGUGUGCCACCCCUCCAAGGCGAAGGAGUUGUGCACCAUUCCGCGGGCCCGCCUCAUCUGCUGCUCCGUCUUCGUGUCCAUGAUGGUGUUGUCUAUCCCGUCCGGCCUGCGCUACCGCUUGGAGACAGUCCACGACAGCCUGAACAAUGUGACAUGUCCCAAGGUGGUGCCCACGUCACUGGGACUGAACGAAGAAUUCAUGUUGCCCUACACGUGGAUUCAGAACUCCUUGCGCGGCAUCAUCCCCGUCUUCGUCCUCGUCUACGUCAACGCACGGAUCAUCAAUGAACUACGCAAGGAGCGGGUGAAGGGUAAAAAAUUCUCCGCGCGCAACCGCAUCACCCUCAUGCUCAUCGUCAUCAUCUUCAUGUUCCUCGUCUGCGUCACCCCGGACGCCAUCAUGUCCACCUUCUUCAAAAAGGGGUACGUGGAGGAAGACUACUUGGCGAAAGGGGUGAGGGAGAUCACCGAUUCCCUCUUGGCAGUCAACUCUGCCUUCAACUUCCUGCUGUACUGCUCCAUGAGUCAAGCGUUCCGCGUCACGUUCAUCAAGAUCUUCCUGCCCUUCAAGUGCGGCACGCGGUCGCCAGAAAGAAUCCCCUUGUCGCGCAAAAAUACCAAGACAGACUGCGAGGUAGUGCGAGGUAACGGCUGUUAUAACGACUCUUCACGCGAGACUUACCUUUAGUACAGCGAGACUGCCAUGGGUUCCGCGUGAGUCUAACGUGAUUUCACGAGACUUGUGUUUCUCUGUUAUCUUGCACUAUAGAGCACAACCUUCACUGCAGGGAAUUCAGUGUGACAUGCAAACGUGGGACUUGGUUGACCACGUCACUGAGUUGCUAGUGGCGGCGCUGGAGGACACUGGUGCCUGUAGGGACACCGCAGGUGGGGCGUGCUCUGGACCCUGAUACAACAUUUUCUGUAGUCAAGUCAAAGUCUGAUAGAUGUUUGACACAGUGUCGUGAUGUCGUCCUGAGUUUUAUUUUCGUACUCUGAGCGAUAUGGUGACAACCAUUCCUUAUGAAUUACUACU